UUUAGGGGCCUAUUGUCACACCCUGAUCUGUUUCACCUGUCUUUGUGAUUGUCUCCACCCACCUCCAGGUGUCAGCUGUUUUCCUCAUUAGUCCCUGGGUACUUAAUUCCUGUGUUCCCUGCUUGUCUGUUGCAGGUUCGUCAAGUCAAGCUGGGUGUUAUUCCGUUCGCCUGCUUUUUCCUUCGCUCUGUUUUUGCUAGUCCUCCCGGUUGUGACCCUUGCCUGUCUGGAUUCUGAACCCACCUGCAUCAGUGGAUGCAUGGUGGCAAGGCGAGAGGGGGUUUCAGGGAAAUCUGCAGAUAGACACAAGGCCAGCGAGGACAUACCCCUGGAGGACAUUGUCUCCAUUCUACUUUCUUUUGGUUCUAUCUUUCAUCCUUUAUUUGUACUGUAUCGUCACUGUGUGUAUAUUCACACAUUUUUUUCGCUGUCUCUCAUCUCUCACAGUUCUUUUUUUCCUUUGCUUUUUAAUUUAAAUGCAAUAAAACUGUAAUGGAAAUGUCCCUUUUUAGGUAGAAUAAUGUGCAUUAACUUCUUACUGAUUGACUUCUUACAGAAAACAGCUAUUUGAAUCAUUGAUACCUUAACACUGGUUGUGCUGUUUUUGCACGUGUCUCCAGUACUAUAUUUCAAGUUGUAUGAACAGUAAAAAGGAAAAUAAAUACAUUAUUUCCAGCACUGAAUCUUGUACUGUACUUGUAAAUCGCAUUGUACAAAAGCAAACACAUGCUAUCUGAAGCCUACCCUAAUGAAUAUAAAAGGUAUUGGUGAUGGUCCACUAUCUCUAUGACAGGCUUAUAAAGCCUUGUUUUUAAGAAGAGCUGGGAAAAUCAAACAUUCACCUGGGUUAUGUGAACUCUCUAGCCUAUGCCUACCUAUUGAAACAUUAGGCCCUCCCUCUCAAGUAGGGGUACCUCAUUAGAAUGGGCAAGCGUUCUAUAAACUCCAUGCUAUUUCUUCAACCAUUGCAAAUGUGUCUGACUCGAACAGCCUCCUGUUGACACACUUUCCCUGUUUCCCAUAGGACGCUGUCAUUGGAUUUGUUCUAUUAUCCAGACAGGAGUGCCAUCCCUACUCCCGGUACUUCAGACUUAGGCUUGCUGACUGUCAAGGUUGUCCACCGGCACCGCACUGCCACCGACUCGACCGGACCUGAACUUGAUUGUGUGCUCAGGACUCAACGAUGGGGAAGGACGCCACAAGAGCAGAGUGGGACAAUCCCAUGCAAUUUGUCCUGGCGUGUGUAUCAUACGCGGUUGGACUGGGAAAUGUGUGGCGAUUUCCAUACUUGUGUCAAAUGCAUGGCGGGGGUGGGUUCCUGAUCCCAUACCUGCUUAUGCUGGUCCUGUUGGGGGUACCCCUGUUCUACAUGGAGUUAGCCAUUGGCCAGAAGAUGCGUCUGGGCAGCAUUGGAGCAUGGAGAGCUAUUAACCCCUAUCUGGGAGGAGUGGGUCUGGCCAGUGUUGUGACCUCCAUGUACCUAUGCCUCUAUUACAAUGUCAUCAAUGCAUGGAGUUUCUGGUACCUCUUUCAUUCAUUCCAGUCGGUCCUGCCAUGGGCAGAGUGCCCGGUUAACAGCAACCUGACCGGCCCUGUGGAGGAGUGUGAGCGGGCCACGCCCACCCAGUACUUCUUCUACAGAGAGACCCUGGACAUCUCCGGGUCCAUUGAGGAGAACGGAGGGAUUCACAUGGGACAGGCACUCUGCCUCCUGCUGGCCUGGAUGAUUGUCUACCUGUUUAUCGUCAAGGGGGUCAAGUCCACCGGGAAGGUGGUGUACUUCACAGCCACAUUCCCCUACCUGGUCCUCAUCAUCUACCUCAUCCGUGGGGUCACCCUUCACGGAGCCAUCAACGGUGUAAAGUACAUGUUCACGCCCAAGAUGGAACAGCUGGCUAACCCCACUACAUGGAUCAAUGCGGCCACUCAGAUCUUCUUCUCUCUGGGCCUGGGCUUUGGAUCCCUCAUCGCCUUUGCCAGCUACAACCAGUACAACAACAACUUUGAGAAGCAGGCCAUCGUCGUGUCCACGGUCAACAGUAGCACCUCCAUCUUCGCCAGUAUCGUCACCUUCUCCAUCUAUGGCUUUAAGGCCACCUUCAACUACGAGAGCUGCCUGGAGAGGGUGCGACUGCUGCUCCUGAACACCUUUGAUCUGGCAGAGGACACCAUCAGUCUGGAGAAUGUCAACCACUGGAUCGCUGAGCUGAACAGGACACACACGGAACAGUUUGCCAGUCUGGGAGGUAGGCUGGAGACCUGUGACCUAGAGGCUGAACUAGACACGGCUGUUGAGGGUACAGGCCUGGCCUUCAUAGUGUACAGUGAGGCCAUUAAGAACAUGCCCGUGUCUCAGCUGUGGUCGGUGCUCUACUUCAUCAUGCUGCUGCUGCUGGGCAUGGGCAGUAUGCUGGGCAACGUCAUCGCCGUCAUCACCCCCCUCAGUGACUUGAAGUUCAUCAGCCGCUACAUGAGCACCAAAACACUCAAUGGUCUGGUGUGUCUAUUCUGCCUGCUGCUUGGCCUGGGCUUCACCACCCGUUCUGGGAACUACUGGUUCACCAUGUUCAACGACUAUGGAGCCACCUUCUCUCUGCUCUUCAUCGUCCUCAUUGAAGUUAUCACCGUCUGCUACAUAUAUGGCAUCAAAAGGUUUGAGAAGGAUGUAGAAGACAUGUUAGGUCAUCGUCUUAACUGCUACUGGAAGAUCAUGUUGGCAGGAGUCAGUCCCAUCCUCCUCAUUGCCCUAUUCAUCUUCUACAUCGUCAACUACAUCCAGGGAGGAACGCCCACAUACCAGGCCUGGAACAAAGAACUGGGGAAGUCUGUGGUGACGGAGUAUCCUCCCUACGCCCAAGCCUUCAUCGGCCUCCUCCUAGCCUCCUCUGUCUGCUGUAUCCCUUUGACGGCCCUCUACACCUACUGUAAGAAGAGGAACCUGGCCAGUGGGAAGAGAGAGCGCACUGUCAGCACUGUGUCAUUGUAAAGACCGACGUAUUGGUUGACAGACAGAGUGACACAAGGCAGAGCUGCUACAUUACGGCUCUGAGACUGACUGGACCCUCUAGUUAUAGGAUCGACUGAUCGACAGCCCACCGUCCGUAUCAUGGCUGUCUUAACAGAACAGUACCUCACUCUCCUCGUGCAGUGGUUCAUGCCACACCACAAACCAAAGGCCCUCUUUCUCCGCCCGGGGCAGGCUGGCUCUGCCGCUGUGCUGCUGGUGGACAGACCGCCAGAUCUGUACCAAGCAUUAGCCCUAGUUGUCCUUUGGCAUCUAACACUUACUGGGUGAUAAUAAUGAACUUUUGUAUUUUGUAGUUGUGGUUCUGAGCAGGGCUUAGAACUACAUCCAAAAUAUUUCAGAAGUGAAAAACGAACAAAUAAUCUUGUGAAUGGUUUAUUGCAUUGUUUAAAGGCCCAGUGCAGUAAAAAAAAAUAAUGAUUUCCUGUGUUUUGUACAUAUUUCCAGGCUAUGAGGUUGGAAUAAUAAAGUGAAAUUGGGAACAUUAUUAUAAUCCCCUUUUAGUGUAAGAGCUGUUUGGUGGGAUGGAGCGUGGUAAAUUAGUUAAUAGACCAAUAAGAAAGAGAUCCAAACCUCUGCAUAUAACAGCUAGUUUUCCAUUUUCCCUUCCCCACUCAGACCUCUACAAGACAGUCCUAGCAACAUUUUUGCUUGAGAAAUAGCUCUUUGCUAAGAAGGUAUUUUGGUUUCUUUUUGACCAUUCUAAAUGAAAACAAUCACAGUAAGGUACUUA
This is a messenger RNA of Oncorhynchus mykiss (rainbow trout), 3758 nucleotides long. RefSeq names its product sodium- and chloride-dependent transporter XTRP3. Gene Ontology annotation, cellular component: apical plasma membrane; plasma membrane. The record is from RefSeq and is a predicted model, not a curated record. Lineage: Eukaryota; Metazoa; Chordata; Actinopteri; Salmoniformes; Salmonidae. Gene Ontology annotation, biological process: glycine transport; sodium ion transmembrane transport; L-proline import across plasma membrane. Gene Ontology annotation, molecular function: proline:sodium symporter activity; L-proline transmembrane transporter activity.